Molecule: messenger RNA, 3177 nt
Organism: Owenia fusiformis
Lineage: Eukaryota; Metazoa; Annelida; Polychaeta; Sabellida; Oweniidae
Source: the annotation of a GenBank genome assembly
GAUUCACCGUUACUACCUUCCGACUUCGGGGAACCAUAAGGCCAAAACAUUGAAUCGAAGACACGUCAGAGAAAACUAAAAGAUAAGGAUUCACUGACUCAUUAGACUGUUUUCACAGGUUAUAUGGACAAUUGGACAUAUCCAGCAUAGUGAGAAAGGGACUGUCUUUGGAAAGUCCUGAAAGAAAUACAAGAUGGCAGAACCAGUGAUCUUCCAAAAGUUUUUGCUAAGGCUGAGUAAAGAAUUCAGUCCUGAAAAUAUCCAAGAAAUUAAAUUCUUAUUACUCCCCGAUGAGCAUGAAGACGAGCCAUCGACUGGAGUCGAACUGUUAAGGCGACUGCAAAAACAUGGGAAGUUGAGUGAAAACAAUGUGGAAGGAUUCAUUAGUUUGUUACGGGAUAUUGACAGAGAUGACCUAGCUGAGAAAGUGAAAGAGUAUAAAGUGAAAAACAUUAACCAAGGACCAAUUGGAGUUGGUGCUUCUGUCGCAAAUGUCAAUGUAGCAAUGUCGCAAUUUAGCAAUGCAACAAGGCAACAAGUCUCCACACCAAUGGCUGUCGAACACGAUGAAGGUGUCCAUAAUACUACGCUGGAAAAUGCAACAGAAAACACAUAUAACACAUAUGCCAGUGAGAACCUUUCAACUGGCUUUGUUCUUGAGAGUGAUUCACAGUCAACUAACGAGAAUGUUACUGUGGCAGCAUAUGAUGGUAAUAUUAUGGACGAACCAAAAUCAUCUUAUUUCGAUGAGAAUCAAGUAAAAGACCUCAGUAUAUCUACUAUUGGGAGUAAUGCUGAAAUCUUGUAUCUUCAAGGACCAAUGGACCAAAGUAUCACAGCUGCAACUUCUCUGGCGAACGUUGAAGCCUUUGGAUCCGAUUACCACAAUGAUCAGGUGCGAGAGUCAAGUAGCUCGAUCGUAUCAAGUAAUGCUGAAAUUCCAGCAGUAUAUGAUGGUGCGUUAAUGGACGAACCAGAAUCAUCCGAACCACCCCUUAGCACCCCAAUGGACAUUGAGCAAGAAUCACGUGUCCUCAACAAUGCUGAAGUUGAACUUCACAACUAUCAAAAGUGGCUUGCUUCGCCUAGUUUAAAGAAAUCAAACACAAUCAUUUGUUGUCCAACAGGAAGUGGGAAAACACUGACUGCAGCACAUAUAUGUUAUGAACUGCGAAAAGAGGCAAUGAUUUUGAAUAAGGAAAAGGCAUUUAAGACAGUUUUCAUUGUACCCACAAGGAAUUUGAAACAACAGCAAAUGGACAAUUUUGAUAUGAUGCCAUUCGAACCGAACACUCUUGAAGUACUUGAUGAUAUGGCGGACGUUUUAGAUGUCAUUAAAGCUCGAGACAUUGUCUUUAUGACCGCUAAAGUGCUGGUCAAUGCACUCGAAUAUACAAGACUUGAAAUAACUGAUUUGGACUUGAUCAUCAUGGAUGAAUGUCAUCACACAGACAAGGGUCACCCCUACAACGAAUUGAUGCAAAACUUCUACUUGGUUGAGAAGGCGAGACAAGUCGAUCAACGAGGAUCUUUACCACAGAUUCUAGGCCUGACUGCAACACUUGGAGUUGGUAAAGGUGCACGCCCAAUUGAGCACUGCAUCAAGAUGUGUGCGAAUUUGGAUUGCCUAACGGUUACUCAUCUCACUAAAGAGGAGCACCUGACAGAAUUAAAGCUCCACAGACCCCCAUUGAAAGCGGACGAGAUAAGAGCUGUUCCAUCAAGAUCCUCUCGUGAUCCAUUUCUUCUGUUACUACACGACUUAAUGGACCAUAUUUGCGAGAAAUAUGGGCUUUCAUGUGAGCAUGCAGAGGGUUCACAAGGAUAUGAAACUUGGACUGUUGAAACCAGGAACAAUGCAGAAAGUGCACAGAACUGGGAACGUGCAGCUGCAGCGUCGUUUUUAAAGAUGUACACCAACGCUAUUGAGUGUACGUAUAAUCUCCGUAGACGAGAUGGAUUGCGUCUAAUCAAGAAUAAGUUAAUUGAAUUGUGUCCAAAAGGUCAAACAGAACAGCCAUGGGAGGUUGAACUACAGCGUAGCUUGGACGAGAAGAUGGACUUGCUGAUAGAAUUAUGUGAUGAUAAAAGAGAUGAAAACCCAAUGGGGACGGACUUGGCGAACUUGCUAAUCAAGCUUAUCGGUAAUCCAGAUGCGAAAGGUCUCAUACUGACACGGACAAAAUAUUCAACACAAGCUUUACUAGAGUUCAUUAAUGAGUCGGCCAUUCCCAAUGUGCGGGUGGGAAGGAUUAUUGGACAAGGCCAGGGAAGCAGUCAAGACUCCCAGACUGAUAAACGUCAAUUGAAAGUCUUGGAAGACUUUAGAAACGGUACUAUAAAUGUGCUUGUUGGCACUGAUGUUGUGCAAGAAGGCCUUGAUGUUCCGAGGUGCAAUUUCGUAAUUCGCUAUAACUUUGUUUCCAAUGAAAUUGGAUCUGUGCAAGGAAAAGGACGAGCUAGGCACGUUGAUAGCGUUUGCUACUUAAUUGUACCAAAGGGAUCCAUAAAUGAAGCGCGAGAGAGGGAGAAUACACUAAAGGUUGAGCUGAUGAAGGAAGCCUUAAAAGAGCUAGACAGAGAAAAGAGAGACAUUUUAGAGGAGAAAAUCAGAAACAAACAGAAAGAAAAUUGGGAUGAGUACCUUUUGAAACAACGAGAAAAGAGAACGAGGGUGUAUGAUAUAACCCCUGAUGCUGUUACGCUGUUUCACAAAGGGGAGUGUGGAGUAGAACUGUGUAAGGGAAGUGAUAUCAUCAGGAAAGGAACUGAUUAUAUUUGCAUUGCUCCAAGUUUCAUCAAUGAUAAAAUUAAGGAAAGUCCAGUGUGGCGGCAGAACUUCAGAUACGACUCGCUUAUAGGAGCUAUUGAGUGCAAGAAGUGUGGCAAAAAGCUUGGAAGUUUAAAGGAAUACAAAUUUGGAGGAAGGAGAAAGGGACAUAUACUAGCGAAUAAAAGUGUUAUGUAUUCCGUAAAUGGAAAGAAGACGCUUGAACACAUAAAGCAAUGGUCAAAGGUGGGAUGGCAGAUCCAGGAGGAACCACUCGAUUAGUUGUAAAGCAAAAACUGCAUUGUCUUUCACCUUAGAAAUUUCUGGUUGACAUUUGUCUGAGAUUGCAAUGUCUUAGAAAUGGAAUUUAGGUGAUGAAAAACCACAUAUGACAACAUUGAAAACGC